Messenger RNA from Amphiprion ocellaris (clown anemonefish), 5921 nucleotides. It is a transcript of the gene arid5b, whose product is annotated as AT-rich interaction domain 5B. Gene Ontology annotation, cellular component: nucleus. The record is from RefSeq and is a predicted model, not a curated record. Gene Ontology annotation, molecular function: transcription cis-regulatory region binding. The transcript has 10 exons. Gene Ontology annotation, biological process: regulation of transcription by RNA polymerase II. Bases 135 to 3683 code for a protein of 1182 amino acids. NCBI's taxonomy places the organism in Eukaryota, Metazoa, Chordata, Actinopteri, Pomacentridae.
CCUGUGUUUCUUUUUGGUCUAAAACGCGAUGUUUUAAACUCCAGAGAAAUACCUUCCUUACAGGACCUUCGGCAAUCCAUUCAAGCCAGCAAGUUUGGAGAGCGUGUUGAGUUUAAUCAAUUCAUAACGUCGAGAUGGAGCCGAACUCACUGAAGUGGGUGGGCUCGUCUUGCGGUUUACAUGGACCAUAUAUAUUCUAUAAAGCCUUUAAAUUUAACCGGGACGGCAAACCGAGAAUUCUGUCUCUCGGAGACUUUUUCUUCGUCAGAUGUAAACCGGAGGAUCCUAUUUGCAUAGCAGAGCUUCAGCUGCUCUGGGAAGAAAGAACAAGCAAGCAACUUUUAUCAAGCUCCAAACUUUAUUUUCUACCAGAGGAUACUCCCCAGGGACGGACGGUCACUCAUGGAGAGCACGAAGUAAUCGCCGUGUCUGAGAAGGUGAUCGUGCGGCUGCAGGACCUGGUGAAGUGGACGGUACCGGACUUCUCAGGAUGGGCCAACGGUCUGAAGGCCGAGCCUCUGAAACCCUCGGUGCUCCGGGAGCUGGGGACCAACGGGAGGCGGGAGGCCCUCCACCGCUACAGGGAGAGCACCCUGACCAGCGGACUCAACUUCAAGGAUGUCCAGAGGGAGAGGGCACAGCUCGGCCAGGAGGAGGACGGACGGAAGGUUUUAGUCCUCAGUUACCCCCAGUAUUGCCGCUACCGCUCGGUUUUGGCCCGGCUCAGGGAGCAGCCGUCCUCCCUGCUCAUAGACCACACGGUGCUGGCGCUGGGCGGCAUCGCGGCGCUGGGCGGGGCCACAAGGAUCCUGUACUGCCGCGACACCUUCGAACACCCCGCCCUGCUGCAGAACGAGAGCAUCUGUGACGAGUUUGCUCCCAACCUGAAGGGGCGACCUCGGAAGAAGAAGUUGUCCAUCUCUCAGAGGAGGGAGUCUCAGGGUCAGGGGUCGGCCGGGUCGACCCAGGGUUCGGCAGCAGUGGCAGCACAAGAUCCCUGCAGCCCAGAGAGUAAAACGACAAGCAAGGUCAAACCCAACUGUAAAACGGUACCCAACGGAAAAAUAUCCACAACAGCCAAACACAAGGCCAUUGGCCUCGGCAAGAAACCCUCCGCCGAGGAGAAGGAGAGAGGAAAGGAGAAGGAGAGGGAGGAGAGGAGCGAGAAGGAGGAGAGCAAAGAGGAGGAAACAUCAGAGGAGAGCCGAGCAGAGGAGCAGGCUUUCUUAGUAGCGCUCUACAAGUAUAUGAAAGAAAGAGACACGCCCAUAGAGAGGAUCCCCUUCCUCGGCUUCAAACAGAUCAACCUUUGGACUAUGUUUCAAGCUGCUCAGAAACUCGGAGGAUAUGAGUUGAUCACGGUCCGCAGACAGUGGAAACAUGUAUAUGAUGAAUUGGGCGGCAACCCCAGCAGCACAAGCGCGGCCACGUGUACACGGAGACACUACGAGAGGCUCCUCCUCCCCUACGAGAGGCACAUUAAAGGCGAGCAGGACAAACCCCUCCCGCUGACCAAACCCCGGAAGCAGGAGGGCGUCCAGGAGAAGGCCUCAGGAGCCAAAGCUAAAGGAGCAGGAGCCAAGAAAUUGAAAGGCCCCAACAGUCUCAAGCUGGGGAGCAAAAAGGACAGAGGGGAGAUGGUGAAAGACCGAGAACAAUCGCAGGACUCCAAGGUGAAGGAGGAGAAUCACAAGCUGUCGGCCAUAAAGCACGAGAUAUCUUUGCAAGAUGAACCAAUCGUAAUAGAGGAGGAAGAACUGCAUGUUACCCUGAAGAAAGAGGAGUCUCUGACGGUGGAGCAGCCGUCGUCACUCUGCCCCAAAGAGCCCGACUGCAGAGCACCACAUGCUGGCCUGUCGCUCCACACAGGGCCCGGUCCUCAGCCUGAGUGGAGGCAAAUCAGCGAGGCCCUCCAAGCGAAACUCACUUGUGAACAGCAAACUGAAGGGCAUUUCAUUCCUAAAAAUCCUUAUCUGCCUCAUCGUUGGGAUCAGAAUAAAGCUGCUGGACAUGUUGCUCUGCCUGAGCCCAUCUCCAGGGUCAAAGACUCCAUAGAAAGUCACGGUGGGAGAGUUGGGAAGGUGCUACCCAUGUGUAAGCAGGCGGACAGACAAUGCAUAGAUUUGAGCACAGAUUCCUAUCCAGAGAAAGAUGACUAUGGGCUCACUAAGAAGGAGUCUGGCCAGGUCCCCGGACAGACGGCUGCCUACUGCAAAGCCAGCCAGGGGGUCAUGUCUCCUUUGGCCAAAAAGAAGCUCCUUUCCCAGGUGUGCGAGUCCAACCCGUUCUCCUUUACAUCUCUUUCUCUUCAGCCUCCACCUCCCACAGCUGCAUCCUCUCUCCCCGUCAUAUCAGUAGCUGAAAGGGAGAAGGAGAAGAGAAAGGGUGAGGAGGAGGUGGUGGGACAGAGGUGUGUGUCGGACAGCAUCCCUGAGGUAGCGCCCAUCUUCAGGCCGUCGGUCAUCCAGCACGCCCAGAGCAGCAAGCCUCACCAACAAGCCACCAGCGGCCCGUCAGAGAGGAGCUCAGCGGGGGAACUUUCAGACGCUUACAGCCACCGGACGAGCCACCACCUUCAGCCUCAAGUCAGUGCGCCAUGGCAGCCCUAUCUGCCCCGAAUCCACGCCCAGGACGGUGUGGAAAAAACCACGGAGAAGCUAAUGCAAGGCCCAGCUGCUCAGGCCCGGGGCUACGCAGGUGACUGCUACUCCUCCCCCCACCUCCACAGCCUGUACAGGCAAACUGAGAACUGCCUGAGCCAAGAGAGGAUGGCAGGCUUUCCCAGUGGAGAGCGGAGAGAGCACUACACGAGGGAGCGAGAAGGCAGCCAGGGCUUCGUCUGUAGCGGCCUGGAGCAAGAGGGUUUGGCCUACAGGUCUCACUACAGCGACAGGACUCGAACACACGGGGAGAGCAGAGAGGCCGACGAUGAGCCCAGAGACUUCACGAUUUCUAAAUCCUCUCUCUCUCAGAGGGUUUCCUCUUUCUCCAAGUCCCCUUUCUGCGGUCUCCCGUAUUCCAUCAUGCACCAGAGUUUGGAUUCCCACCCGAAAGCGUGCAGAGUUCAGCCUAUGACAAUCUCUCCUCCCAAACCGAGCCCAGCAGAGUCCUCGCAGCCGUUUCCCAGCCCCAAAGCUUCAGGUGAAUCCACCCUCACCAGCCCCAUCCGACCCAGCAAGCGAAGCCUCGUGGAGCCCGACGGCGACGAAGUCCCGGAGAGGAAAGUGCGCGUGGUGACGCCGAUCCACCCGGCCGGUACGAUCCGCCGCAGCGACCCGGAAGAGCUGAAAGCAGCCGAGCCGGCCCACGCCGUUCACCUCAACAACCACCUCCCUGAGGGCCACCCCACCACCACCUUCCCCCCACACCACGCCGCCCCACUCUACGCCGGCAUUUACCCGCCCGGCAGCCUGGUCUCACACGGAGCCCAGGACGGACUCCAGCAGCAUCCAGGUCUGCAGUACCUGAAAAGCCAGUCGGCCGUGUCUCCCCUCGUGCCCCCCUUAGCCUUCCACUCCAUGAUGCUCCAGAGGCAGCUGCUGGCCUCCAGUCCCAGCCCACACCACUUCUACAGGCACCCAGGGGGGGCAGCACUGUAUGGGGACCUGUUGCACCACCUGUACCCCCUGUCGACCCUCCCGCCACCCCAGCUGUCCUCGGUACACCCCAGCACCAGACUGUGAGAGGGAGAGAAACCAGCUUUUUUUCUCGCUCUCCUCCUUCAUCCUCACAAACUGUUUGAGCUUCUCUUUUGUCUUUCUGUCUCUCUUUCUCGGGGAUUGUGGCUCAGUCGAAACAAAACACUGAUUAUAUAACUGUGGCUGAUAACAGACUGAUAAAUGUGUCAGUCAGACGGACUGAAAAUUCCAUUUUCUUUUUUUUUUUUUUUUUAAAUUUGUGUAUGCCUUUGUUUAUAUACUUUGCACUGUUCUUUGUUUGUAUCACCACUUACUGUAUCUUUUUGUUGUUGUAUCCUUAUUUGCACAGUGCUCAUGUGUAUGUGCUCACAAAUCAGUUUGCCGCUCUCAGUUACCAUGAGUCAGGUUGUUGCUCUGGAUGUGUGAAAAGUGGAGGGCAACAGAGAAAAGCCAUUUGUUUACUGCGUCUGAGGGCUAAACUUUGUUGCUUAAGAACACUACAAGUAACAUGACAACGUAAAUGAAAUUCUUUAUAUAACUAGAGGUGCGUUCACCCUUGCAAACAAUGUUCAAGAGCUGUUUAGCGCAUUAUUACUCUUUAAGCAGCCAGUGGUGUUGUAUCUGUUUACAUGUCUCCACGCUGAACUCUGUCGUCUGUUCGUGCCACAGUUUAAAAACCACCUUGGAAUAGACAUUAACACUCACUGCAAUGCUGCAUAACACGAAUAGUUUCAUCACAACAUAACAUUCAGAGGUGCUGUGUAUGACAGAUGUACUGUAGACUCACUUUUUACUCAGUUCAGGUUUUUAUUCAUGAUGUAUUUCAGUUCAAAUGCAACGCGAGCAGUUGUCAUGUUCGAUCUGUCGACGAAUCAUGAAUGUUUUCUUUCUGUUAAGAGUUAAUGAAAAGCCGUUUUAAUUUUCAGUUUCUAAAUUGAAAGUAAUUUGACCCCGACAACCCUUUGUGAUGAGUACACUGUAGUGGCUUGUUUUCGUCUGUAGGACCAGCAUAAUGAAGCAGCCGUCUGCUGUGGAAUGCUCACCACGGAAGAUAAAAAGAGAAAAAAAAAAUCAGCAUUUCAUCUUUUUGUUCUUGACUUGAAAAGAUCUUUUUUAUUUUUUUUGGUGAACAGACUCUUUUAUUCAACACGCUGAAAAGACUCACUGUAUGAUUUGAUAGGAAUGUUGUCACUUAGGAUAUUACUGCUUUGCAAAUAUCUGUGCCUUUCGCAGUCUUGGAUUAGAGUUAGCACUACAGUUGUUAAGGUUUAUCUUCUGUAGCAGGGUAGGAAUGUCGAUAUUACUGUCACUCUUUGUCUGAAACGCAGCGCACAGACACUCAUACAAAAACGAAAUGGCACACUUGGCUAUCAGACACCAGACUUAAUGAGUGAGGCACAAAAUUUUUAACAUUUAAACGGUUAUAAUGGUUAGUGUUUGUGCUUAAACGAUUCUAUUCACCUGAGCUUAACUGUGUCAGGCAGUCAGUUAUACAAGAGCCUGCAAGAUUUACUGAUACUGACACAAGUCUGGUGUCUGUCAUCCGCAGGGCAUGUGUGCUCUCUGUGUUUUCUAGCAGUGAUGAAAAGGUACCAGACUUCAUAAAGUAUGCCUACCAUGCUCCGUAGCCUGAGGUGGAAAGACAACACCUGCACUGGCUUUUACAACCACUAUAAUUGCAAUCCAGGAUAGUCGAAAUACGCAGUGAACAUGUCUGGUGUUUCAAAAGAAGAAGAAGAAAAAAAGCUGUUUGUAAACUUUUACUGAAUACUUAAAGACAUUCAUUUCUGAUUAAGUACUGUACACUGCUGUGUGUAGGUAAAACUGGCAUUAGUGCUGGCUCCUGUACAGAACAUACAAGCGGGAUCAAUUCAUGGCAACCCCUCUCUCUUGUCUUAUUUUCUGUGUAAAUAGCACUGUAGAUAGUACUGCGUGGUUGUUAUCAUAUAAACUGUUAUAAUCUGUACAUAGUAUUAAAAAAAAAAAAAAACAGUAUAAAAGUUGGUUACACAAUCUAGCUGUGUCCUUGUUUGCUCUGUUUCAAGGUCACCAUGAUCACGUUAGAUUUCAAACACUACAAUUUAAGAAUUAGGAUACUCUUUUUCUUUGUUGUCGUCUCACUUUUAUUUCCCAUGUUGUUUCCAUUAAUGUGCAUCCUGAAAGUGUUUUUGAUACAGUAGCCAUCUGUUUACCAAUCACCCAGCUGGCAAGCAAGACAAAAAAAUAAAGACAUUUUGUAUGAUAUGACCUCCUGUAUAUUUAAUUAAAAUAUUUUACUAUCUA